Messenger RNA from Nothobranchius furzeri (turquoise killifish), 1033 nucleotides. Its product is annotated as thymosin beta 4 X-linked. Gene Ontology annotation, molecular function: actin monomer binding. The record is from RefSeq and is a predicted model, not a curated record. Gene Ontology annotation, biological process: regulation of cell migration; actin filament organization. Gene Ontology annotation, cellular component: cytoplasm. NCBI's taxonomy places the organism in Eukaryota, Metazoa, Chordata, Actinopteri, Cyprinodontiformes, Nothobranchiidae.
CAGGGGGCGGAGUGACCCGGAUGUUGGGCAGCAGCGAUGAUGUCACACGUAAUUAGCAUAUUUCCGCCUAUAUGAGGAGCUUGCGCAAAGCUGCAGCUUUAUUGCUGCAAACGUCUCUCCAGACUUUCUUUCGUCAGUAACUGUUCGACCAGCCGUAACAAUGAGCGACAAGCCCGACAUCUCAGAGGUGACCAGCUUCGACAAGUCCAAGCUGAAGAAGACUGAGACGCAGGAGAAGAACCCCCUGCCUACGAAAGAGACCAUCGAACAGGAGAAGGCGUCAUCAUGAAGUCUCUCCCAUCAUGCACUGUACCCCCUCCUCCUGCAUUGCCUUGUUUUCCGUCACUUCUUUUAGCCGUAUAACUUUGUAACCGAAAUUCUGAAUUGAUGAAUAUAACCGAGCUGCACAUUUGGAUGGAUAGCUCCUACUCCGGGGCAGUUGGCCCGCCCCACCGAGCCCCCUCUUCUGGUCGUCAUUGGUCGGCUGAGGGGAGGAGGGGGUGAAUGCCAACAGCAUUAAGGGCACAUGUCAAGCACACCUUGACAACCAGCUCUGAGGUGUAGGUCGAGGGGCGUGGCUCCUGGCCACCAUCGUCCCACCUCCACCACCCAACGCCCUGCAGCUGCUUCUCAUGUGCACCAACGCUGAGGCGACAAGCUUAUGAGUCUUUUUUAAAUUUCGGUAAUGCACAACUUUUCGUUCGUUCGCUGGCCAAAAUGUAAAUGCCCGAAAAUCGAUACUGUUUAUCACAAAGUCUUUUGUUUGUUCACGAGGAGUAACGGUUUCCAUCUAGAUGUGGGAGAAGUUCAAACGGACCUGGUUUCGGGUCAAAUGUGACUCGUUUCGGCCUUUAGUUGGUGAAGUGGGUGAAACGCUCUGCAGUAAUUGGUUCUGUGUUUUUGCUUUGAACUGUUAAUCAAACUACUUUGUGGAGUUUUUGUAAAUUCCCAGCAGUCGUGUUACUCUGCCACAAACCAUCACAGAUAUGGAAAGCCGUGAAAUGUUGUAAUAAAAAAGAAUUUGUUAAUAAAA